CUGGGUUGAGACGGGCCGAGGCAGUGGCGUGUCUGUUUACAUGCUGCCCGCCGAGCCCGGACCUUGCCGCCUUAAUUACCAGAGCCUUGACCACCUGACUGACCAGCAGGCCACUUGACCCCUCCAGUCGUCCACAAACGGCAGCCCUCCUAUGUGAGUCCCAGGGUAUCCAAGGGUCCUAGAGUGUCCUGAACAGCACCAGAUGGGCCAAAGGGUUUAACACAAGGACUGGGAGGAAGGAGGACGAAUGGAGGACGGAGGGACGAACCACGGCUUCAUGAAUAACGUGAGCAUAAACUCCCUCGAUCAGAUGGGAACGAGGGCCACCGCCAGUUUUGAUUAUGGUCAUGGGUACAACACCCCCUUGCCCCCCCCUCCCAUACCAGGGAUGGGGAUGUUGAUGCCAGGCCAGCCCCCGCCACCCCACCCCCCAUUUCCUGGCCCGGGGAUGAUGUGUGGGCCACCUGUUCAUGACGGCUCCUGCCAACAGCCGCCCCCUCACCUCCCCCAUCUCCCACCUCCCCCAGGGGCUCAUCACCUCCCACCACCCCCCAUGCACACCUUCCCACACCCUCCCCCACAAAUGAUGCAACACCCCCCACCACACAUGCAACCCAUGCCACCACCUUGCCCCCCACAGUUUGCCAUGCCACCUCCCAGGGACCCCCACCCACGGCUGCCCCCGCCACUACCUCCCCCACCUGCCACACAACUUGGCUUCCACCCCCCAUUACCUCCUGGGCCCAUCCCCUCCUCCCCCUCCCCCCAAACCCUGCAGCAGCCCCCUCCCAGUCUCCCCUCACAAACGCCUCCCCCACCUCCUCUCCCGUGCACCCCUCCCCCUCUCCCCCCCCCCGCUGGGUUCCAGGUUCGUCCACCACUUCCGCCUCUUCCUCCGCCACCCUCCCCUAAAACAGAUCUGUCCAAGCCGCCGCUGCCACCACCGCCCAAGGAUCCGCCACCCCUCCCGGAGUCUCGGAGAAAGCCUGUCAUCGUUCCCAUUCCUAAAAUGGUGGAGGUGACAACAGCGGCGGCCCCCACCACACUACACAGCACCACCACCACCACCGCACCCACCACCACCACACCCAUCACCAUCAUCACCCCCACCACCCUCAUCACCACCGCCACUAAUGACGAGAAUGCCAAGACCAAGCCGCCAGCUGCCACCAUGACCACGGAAAAGAGCAGUGGUGACCCUAAACCUAUUCUGAGUAUCGUCACGUCCCGUUUCAAAGCCUUCACCACCGCCACCACUGCCACCAUCAACACCAUCACCGCCACCACCACCAGUAAAGGCAAUAAAAUACCCGGUUCCAGCGCUGAGUUCUCCAUUGACCUCACAGCAUUGUCGCCUGACAUCAACACCAUCACCACCACCACUACCAACACUAACACAGCCAUCACCAGCACCACCACCAUGACCACCACCAACGCCAUCAAUAACAACAAAAAGAAAUCAUCACCUCCACCUAACCGAAAGAAAGAAAUCAUUGAGCCACCUGAUGACGCGCCUUCCCCGAUCGAUGAUGCGUAUGACCCUGAGGAUGCGAUGUUCUCUCCAGACAUUGGUGACGCGCCUUCCCCAAGUGAUGACAGCAUGGAUGACUCCCUCAUCGAAAAGUAUGUCCGCCGGCUGGAAAACUCGCACUUCAAUCGAAAGUCCUCAGCCAUCACCUCAUCCGCUGCCAACAGAAAGGCAUCCAGACAGCAGCGCCACCAUCACCAGCAUCGUGAGAAAAAGAAGAAAGUAGUGCUACCAGAGCCAGUGCCAUUGUCUGCAGGGGCGCCGACUGGCAAGCCUGAGAAAACGUCACCGGCGGUUGUGGUUGGAAGCUCACCUGCCCGGCCCAACCUAGAUGCUAGACUAAAGAUUAUGUUUGGGAGCAAGGAAGAGAGGAGGCUAGCGAACGAGGAGAAAGAGAGAGAAAGGGAAAACAAGAUUAUAAUGUUCAGAAACAAGGAGAAGAGGCCAGUGAAUGAGGAGGAGCAAGAGAGGGAGAAUAAGAUAAUAAUGUUCAGAAACAAGGAGAAGAGGCUGGCAGUUGAGGAGGAGCAAGAGAGGGAGAAGGAAAGGGAAAAGGAAAGAGAAAGGAUCAAGAAAACCAAACGGUCGCUAAAAUAUCAGCAACCAAGACCGCCCACUCCACCUAACUCCAAGCAGCCCCCACCACCCCCAGCAGCACCAGCACCACCACCUCCACCACCACCAGCGCCAGAACCAGCACCACCACCACCCCCAGCACCCACCACCCCCACCGGCUCUACAAUCACCUCCACCAGCACUGCAGUCAUGUCCCCUGAUGACGACCCGGAGCGACCCCUCUCCCCCACCCCCUCGCCCUUCCUCUCCCGACACCUCUACCUCUACUGGCACCGCGAGACACUGAAGGCGAGACGGAAAAGUGCCGAGGCCAAGGCCAAGGUUAAGGCUAAUGCAGUGCCGCAGCCUUUGCCCAAGCCUCAAGUGAACGGCCAGGCUCUCCCACCGUCCCCCCUCAAGGGUUCCCUCCCACCACUGCCGAAGAACCUCCCCACCGUCCCCCCGCCAAACUACAAGGCGCCGCUCCCCCCCAGCCCCAUGAAGGCGGUCCGGGACUCCACACUCAAGGCAGAGAUCUUGCGGAACAUGACCAGGAUGCACCCGUAUAGGAGUGAGGGACGAGGGCACGGCGUCCGACCAAAUGCCGAUGCGGAGCUUGAGAUCAGCAGCGAGGCGAUGGAAGAGGAGCAGCAGGAGCGGUCGGUGGGAGGCGGGGUGGAAGGCGAGACAGUGAGACUUGUGCUUGAUAAGAUCCUGGAGGAGUUGAAGGACGCUUUGCGGCAACACCUCACUCAAGACUUGGUGUCCGUGUGCCUGGGCAAUAGCCAAGGUAAGGAGUCCUAAUGCCGUGCUGCCCCUAACAUACAGUACAAAAAAACAAUAAAAGGACAAAACAAAACAUUUCUUUCAACGGAAGGAAAGGAAAGGAAGGAAGAGUGCUUAUUUAACCCAGUGAAGUGAAGUCUUUUACUUAAUGUUCGUGGUGUGGCUGAUACGAGUUGUUAAGGAUUUUCCGUCCCCUUUCCCCGACGUUUUUCCUUAUCAUGUAUUCUUGGUUUCUUUUUUCUAGCAAUUUUCCUCUCUCAUUUUACAUUUCACUAUCUCUUAGUCUCCUAUUCGGUUAUCCGCGUGCUCUUCCUUUCUCUUGUCUUGCCUUUCUUUCUUAUCUUUUCUUAUCUUUACACACAGCUAUAGUGUAUCUUUACUUGUGUGUUGUAUUCCUUCCUUUCCUCUUCCCAUUUUUCUUUUCCUUUUUUCUAUUCAGUCCCUUCUUUCAUCUCUCCUUUUCCUCCAUCUCCUAGUCUCUUAUACUGUCCAUGUGUAUUCUCUCUCUUCCUUUCUACCUUCUCUCUUCAUUUUCAUCGCCUCCUGCUGCCUCUUCACCACUUCUUUUUCCCCCUGCCUGCCUUAAUUUGUCUUUUUCCUCCCAAGAUUACAGUGUUUUUUUGCACACUCAGCCAUCGCCAAUUUUGUUGGUCAUGUUUGCUUAUUUAAAGGGUCGGGAUUGUGGUUCUGUCGGUCUGUCCAUCUUCAUAUAUCAUUAUUAUUAUUAUUAUUAUUAUUAUUAUUAUUAUUAUUAUUAUUAUUAUUAUUAUUAUUAUUAUUAUUAUUAUUAUUUUUAUAUUAUUGGUAUUAUUAUUGUGGUUGAUUUUUUCUUUUUUGAGUAGUGUUUUUUGUCACCAAAAUACAUUGUUCCAGGUUGUCUGAGAGCUCACUAAGGUCUAUUUUCUUGAUCAUCUUGUCUGCAGAAAUAUUUCAGUGUUUGUGUGUAUCUCAGCCUCUCUCCUCAGCAGUGUAGGUGUGUAGCUGUGAUUUGGCCCUGCCAAGUGAAAGAAUAUACUGGUGUUUAUGCUUGAGUGUGUAUGUGUGCGUGUGUUUCUACUUUUCUCCUCUAUUCAGUCAACUCAAUUUUUUGACAGACCUUUAUUAAUCUGAUUAUACAAAAGGGUUUCUCAGUACCUUCGUUAAGAAACUGAAAUUAAAGAGUGUUGCCUGCUUUGUGAAUAGAUUGGUCUAUGUAGCAUGUGUACCUCAGGAUGACACAUCAACACAUCACUGUUUCUCUUUUUCUACAGCUCUAUUUUUUUUGUGCCUAAUCAGUUGAAUUGGUUUUAUGUAAGCUUUGAUGCAUCAUGCUAAUACUUGUGUACUUACUCUUAAGAAAUUACCAUAACUUAUUUUAAGCUCAGGAAUAAGUAACCACAUUUAGUUUUCUCCAAGAUGAAGCAAGGGAUCAGCUGUCUCAGCCCAGGAAUCAUGUGCAAAGUGUAACUCCAUCCAUGAACUUAAAUAGACAGAUGGGGACGAGGUAUCCAGUUUUUACACAAGAGGUGAAUUAAUUAGAGCAUGUUUGUAACGAAGAAAACAUUAAUUCAUUGUAGCUGUAUGAAGUAACUGGUGUAAGCAGGUUUUCUGCCUUGCAUGUGAAAUAGUGUUACCAGGAAUUCAUAAUCUGUGUUAGGGAAUAUGUAUGAAAACUACACAAGUCCACAGGAAAUUAAGGUUUGACCCAUGCCACUGGGAGGUCUUGAGACAUCCUGUAGGGACUGCUUUAAUACACUAAGAGAUGGCUGUCUAGUGAGUGGCCAUCAUGAGGACGUGUUGGGGUGUUGUGUGAUGGAUGAUGCCUCGCCGCACACCCCUUACAGCAAAAGAACAGGAAUAGUUACAGUAUAGCCAUUCACAUGUCCACUGCUGCUCCUGUCCUUGUCAUGCAGCUUAGUGGUUUGGCCUCUGGGUUUGUGGAUGGGAGUGAAUCCAUUACUGCAAGACACCAGGCUGACUGUCACACCUAGAGUAAUCCAUAGCUUACUUUAUCAAGGUACUAGUUUAUUGAACCACUUGCAACCUUCUAACCAAGACUCAUAGCACCACAAUUUGCCUUCUCCAGGUUUCUCCAGCCACAAGUUUACUAACCAACUUGUAAUACUAGAGUUCACAGAAUGGCACACUAACCCGGACAGCACAGAGGCACAUAAAAUCUAAUGAGUGGGGUAAAGGAAAGAUUGCUGUUGCUUUCAUUAUAUUGAAAGUAUUUUUAGGGAGGUCACAUUCAAGCCAAAAUAGAUUUAUGGAGUUUUUUUUUCAGUUAGUAAUUGUAAUACAAUUGGAUGAACUUGUUCCACCAACAGUUUUACAAAUUAAGUUUGUCAAUCACUUUUUCCCAUGUUUUAUAGAUAAUGUAUAAGCAAACAAGUGUCUCAAUGUUUGUAUUUAGUACUAUUUGGCAUUAUUCAUAUUGUUUUUUCCCCAAAAUUUAUGAUCUGGAAAUCCAUCCCAUGGCUUUGUCAUCAGUUUGCAUAUUCAGGAUAGCCUGUAGGAGACAAACUUUCAUUCCGGGAUGCCAGAAACCUCAACGCACGGAACCUGAGGGAAACUGCAUUAACAUCACUUGGUGGUAUUCAUUACGGGACAUGGAACCUGCCACACAAACCAAACAUGAGAAAAGGGAGCCAUUCACCAGCCAAAACACUAUGGAGAAGGAGACACUUGCCGGCCACCUCUGAGCCUUUGUAGCUGAUGUUAAGUUACUCCUGUAAUGUGUCACCACCUGCCCGGCCCCAGGCCUCCCCAGAGCUAUGUUCCCUCUCCCAUGUAAGUAGAUGCCUCUUUUUCUCUCUGCCUCCAGCUUAGGUGAUGGUGUCUUGAUAGUGGCUAGGUAGUACUGGUUGAUGGAUGCCCUAAGAGUAAAUUUUUUGGCAUUAGCUUGAGUAAGGACAUAGCAAAGCCCAAUGCUAAUUUAUAUGGAUUUAUAAAUUUUAUAUAUACACUAAAUACAUUGUGUGAUUUUGCCCUUAUUAACAUUUUUUCAAUAUUCUUUGUAUGUUUUAGAAGGGGAGUUUGCUAUUAUUAUUAUUAUUAUUGUGUAAAGUGACUGAUGAUUUUAAAUGUAAAACUCGUGUCAUCCUUUAAAGUGAGAUUAACAAAGUUUGCACCAACUGGAGUACACUUGAUUGUAAACUGAACUCAUGACUUUCAGUGAUGGAGGUGAUGCACAGAAAUUGCUUUGGCUCAGAUGGUAUUUUAGUAAGGUGUCUUGUCUUCUAUGUCUCUCCCAGCCUGUUGCUCCUGUGUGCCUGGACAGCCAGACAUCUUCAUUAAUAGUUUUUUCAGGGUAACGUCUGCCUCGUGUGUAUGAACCUAUCACUGAUGGAAGUGUUGCACUGAGCCUCAAGUGGCUGUAAUGUGUGGCGUGCUGUCCACAGUGUGCUUAUGAGUAGGAACAUUGUAAAUAAUCGUUUAGUUAUUGUUUCCGUAUUACUGAGAGGAGGAUGGGAUGGAGGCAGGCAGGAGCGUGCAUGAUCCAUUUUCUCUCAUUGCUCAGACAACUCUGUAGUAUUAAAUGCAGCAUCCAGCGUGUCACCAAAUGGUGCAUCAGGGUGUGCAUUAUAUUCUGUGUGUGAAAUGUUGUUCAUGUGAUGAAGUAAUGAAUGAUGAAUUAGGUAAUGUUGACGCAUGGGUCACUCCACACUGAUGGUCACCUGACCCUCACAACACCUGAGGCUGAUGGUUGUCAUGGCUCUUGUGUGGGCUUGUGGUGGGGCUGCCCUGCUGUGGGUGGCCCUGCAUCCCCACACUGUCACCCCCAACCGACAGCACCAAGCUUCCUGGCAGCAGGUGAGGCUGUGAUGGCUGCGGCAGAGGGGAGCAUGGCAGGAAGGGUCAGACAAACAGACACUCGGGUAAGGACCAUCUUGUUGUCUGACACCAUUAGUGGUUGUUCAUCAUUGUCUUCUUACCUUGUUUACCAUUUCCCUGACCAUUAUCACUAUGGGAAAUGGGGAAACUGAUGAUGUUUGCUGUGCAAAACAAGAAGCUUGCUAUUACUGUUAUUAUUGGUUGAAUAUAUAUAUUUUUUGUCAAAUGAUAUCAAUCAAGAAAGUCUAUUGAUUUGUCCCACCACCCAAGUUAUAUAUAUGUUUGUUGUGCUGUAUCCAUGACUCGCUGUGGGCACCUAGCAUUCAUUGAUUGCUCUUAGUAUACUUUGGUGCAAAGUAUUUUGGAGAGACAUCUUUUGUAAUUUUUAGUUAUGAUUACAUGCCUAUUGGAAUAGUAUUUUUGUCAUUAUAUGAGAUACCAAGAAUUCCAUAUUGAUGGGAAACUAUAUUCAUAUUGCUUUGUACAAUUUCUCUGUAGAUUACUGGACCGGUCAGUUAUUAAGCUUUGACGUAAGAACUUUGUACAUACGAGAGUCGGCAGAAACUGCCGAGCUGUGGAGUAUGUAGAGUUAAGGUGUUAGAGAUCCUGGCAAGAUGCAGUUCAUACACCAAAACUUCAAUUACUGGAAGGAGCUUGUACGCCAGACUCCCGAUGGCUUAGCGGAGGUCACUCGUCAAAAUUGGCUGCCUUACUCCAUUGUCAACACUGGUAUGUAAGUCUGCUCAAGAUUUAACUUACAUUUUGUGGCUAAGGAUCACCAGGAUAGGGAGGAGCCAGAGGCUUAGUACACUCUUUCAUAAUUGGGGUGUUGGUGUAUAGGUCUUCCCCUGUAGAGAUAUGUUGUAUAUUUAGUGUGCCUAUUAUAAACAAUACAUGUUAGAAUAAU
Messenger RNA from Eriocheir sinensis (Chinese mitten crab), 7589 nucleotides. RefSeq names its product nascent polypeptide-associated complex subunit alpha, muscle-specific form-like. NCBI's taxonomy places the organism in Eukaryota, Metazoa, Arthropoda, Malacostraca, Decapoda, Varunidae. The record is from RefSeq and is a predicted model, not a curated record. Bases 248 to 2887 code for a protein of 879 amino acids. The transcript has 2 exons.